Pelecanus crispus (Dalmatian pelican) is the source of this 819-nucleotide messenger RNA. The record is from RefSeq and is a predicted model, not a curated record. Lineage: Eukaryota; Metazoa; Chordata; Aves; Pelecaniformes; Pelecanidae.
CCUCAAGUACUACAGCCUUCCAGCAGCCUUCCCAGUUCCACAGACCUCGCCCAGGGAAAACUAAUAAAAAUGCCACAUAUCGAGGCCCACAGUGAAUAUCCUAAACAUGGUCUGCAUGACAAUAGCAAUCAUCAGAAUCAAAAUGCUGCAAAUGUCUCUCUCGCAAAUAGCCUGAAUGAUGUAAACACUCUAAGGAGCGUACAGUUAAACAUAAAAGAUGAGAAGGCAUCAUAUUUGGAAAAUUUGAAAAAUAAAAAUACUGAAGACCCUGGAGAGGUGGCUAGUAAUAAAGGUACAUUACCGUCUCGUUCCUGUUUUCAGACCUCUACACGAGCUGAUGCUAGAGAGGUGCAGGCUGAAUUAGCUGUGAAAGGUCAGCCCUCACUCACAAACCAGGCUUCUCGGCCAAAGACCUUAAGAAUCGCAAAGCCCCCAAAUGCUUUAGUGCCUCCUACAAUGGCCGUUCUCACACGAUCUGCAAAUCAUUCCGCUGCUUCCAAGGAACCUGAGCUGCUACCAUCAAGUAGUUCGACUCAGCUACAGCCAACAUCUGGUCAGGAUAACCUAAAGGGUAAACAGAGUCAGAAAGUGUCUAAACUCCGCCUACCAACUACAUCCUUUGUUAAAUAUAAGCAAAUGAGCAGUCAGAAAUCCACACCAGUAUCUGCAGAGCCUCAAAACACCUGUUUGAAGACUAACAUCCCAAAGCCACCGGUACAGAGAAAGGAAAUUGUGCAAACACAGAAUACCGCUUUGCAUGCUGGGGAUAGUUUGCCCUCUACUCGGCAGUCCCGCCUCCCUAAACCAAAGACACAUUGA